Messenger RNA from Aspergillus homomorphus CBS 101889, 1382 nucleotides. Its product is annotated as alpha/beta hydrolase. Bases 276 to 1382 code for a protein of 368 amino acids. Gene Ontology annotation, molecular function: hydrolase activity. The record is from RefSeq and is a predicted model, not a curated record. Lineage: Eukaryota; Fungi; Ascomycota; Eurotiomycetes; Eurotiales; Aspergillaceae. The transcript has 3 exons.
ACUUAUCUCGCCCAUUAAACAAGUAGGUUAUCCCACCAACAUGAACCCGAGAUUGGAAGGCAACAUGUCCAAAUGACUGGACCACCCGGAUCGACUCGGUCGUCUCUCGAUAAUAACAAUGUUACAAUGAGGGGUCGUGAGGGGAAGUUGUCAGCUCGGAACAACCUGGCGUUGGGGAGCAAACCACGACAUUCGUCCUCUGGUCAAGUCACUUCUGCUAGUGAAAUUAUCUCACCGUAUCUGGAUUCGACUGCGAUUUACGUUCUACUAUCAGUAUGGCCUCACCGAAUGACGAACAGCUCUUGCACGACCUCCGUCCGAGGGUCUUAACUCAACCACUUCAUAACAGCAUCCCUCCGGAGUUGGUGUCUCGGUUCGAUCCGGUCUUCGUGGAGAACUACAACAAAUACAAUGCGGGAAGGCUCCAUACCCAUGAGGUCCCUAUCGAGCACUUCCGACGCAACCCAGCUAAAUACCUCAUCAGCUAUGGUCGUGCGAGCGGUCCGGAUGUCUACCGCAUCUCCGAACAGAAAUGCCCAGUACAGGGCGGAGAGAUAACCGUACGCAUCUUUGAACCGCCAGCCGUGGUCAACGAGCAUGGUAAGGCUCAGAAGAGGGCCGCUUAUAUCAACUUCCAUGGCGGUGGAUGGGUCUUUGGAGAUCUGUCAACCGAUCAUGACUUCUGUAAAAGGAUCGUCGAUGGGUUGGACGGGCAGUUGGUAGCCUUUGAUGUCGACUAUAGACUGGCACCUGAACAUAAAUACCCCAUUCCGGUGGAUGAUUGCUGGACAGCAUUUAACUGGGUCCGCUCACAAAAAGCCGACGAGUUCAAUAUCGACCCAGAUCGCAUGGCUGUCGGCGGUAUUUCAGCGGGUGGACAUCUGGCAGCUGUGAUGGCUCAUCUCUGCCGCGACGCUGGCAUCCCGUUGCGACUUCAGGUGCUGAAUGUCCCCGUUUGCGAUCUGCAUAGCCCGUUCGCUUCCGAUGGCACAUUCGACCGCGAUGGAUGCCCCUAUGACUCGUACAGGGAGAUGGAGUUUACGGUGCCUCUGUCCGUUGCACGCAUAGCAUACUUCCACAGACAUUUCCUAGGAAAUUCAAGACCAGCAACAUCAAAAGAGGACUGGAAGAUAUCUCCCAUGCUAGCUCCCAACUUUGCUGGAUUGGCGCCUGCAUUGAUCUACACAGCUGAAAUGGAUCCUCUGCGGGAUGAAGGUGAAGCUUACGCGACGAAGUUGAAGGCUGCGGGAUGCUCGGUCGAAUUGAUGCGGAUGAAGGGGGCGCCACAUACUUUCGCUUUACUUGAUGGGAUCCUGAAGUCAGGACAGGUGUAUAACUUGAAAGUGAUUGAAGGACUGAAGGCCAGUCUUAUAGUUCAAUAG